AUCCAGCAGGGGGCAGUAAAUUAUUUUAAAGCAAAUUACAUGUCAUCUAACCACAAAGGAAAAUAAAGCAAGAGGUCCGCUUUGCGGCUGCGCGUAGUUGAUAUCACAGCGAUCUGAAAGCGUUUCUAUUUUCGUUUCAAUAACAUUUUUUAAUUGUUAACGUCGUAUUUUUGUGCUUCUCUUUGUCCGUGGCUCUGUCGCCGUUUCUUCAUGCGCCACUUGGAAAAACUAUAGCAGAAGAAGUAUUGUCGCGACGCGUUCUAGGACAAAAAGAAAAAAACUAUGUCAGCCAAUAAAACAAAGAAAGUAAAAAUGGCUACAAAGUCCUGUCCAGAGUGUGACCAACAGAUUCCAGUGGCCUGUAAAUCCUGUCCUUGUGGAUUUGUUUUCAUCAGCCGGAAACUCUUGAACGCCAAGUUAAACGAACGUUCUCCUGCCAUCUCAGACAAACUGGAGCUGAAGCGCCGACGGACGGAACGGAUCCGCAGGGAGAGGAUCGACUCUCCUUUAGCCAGUGACAUGGAGAACAAGAGGAGGCCACGUACCAACAGCCAGUCGGACCACAUCAGAAGGGGGCGUGGUCGACCCAAAUCUGUGGGCCUGAAGAAACAGGAGGACGACAAAGGUCAGACAUCAACACUGGAGAAACAGGAAAAGGAAGUGGACGUCUAUGCCACCCUCUCUGAUGAGAAGGCCUUUGUGUUUUCUGUGGCUCUGGCUGAAAUCAACCGCAAGAUCCUGGGACAGAAACUCAUUCUGUAGAAACUGAGGUCAAACCCUGGUGAGCUGAGGACCUGUAGCACAAAAAACUGUCAGAGAGGACAAAAGUGACUGAGGUCCAGACCUGCUCUGACAGGUCUGGACCUGAUCUGACAGAUGAUAACGACUGGACGAAGAAGAAAAAAAAUGGUUUUAAAUGUUUGGUCAGCAGUUCUGCUGAUCCUGGAAAAAUUCACUUUAUUUAAGGUCCGUUCCAGAGCAAAGGAACAGAGACUGGAACUAUUGUUCCCUCCACAGAAACUCUGUGCUAUGUUCUGCUCCAAAGACUGUUUGUCAAAUACUGUUGAAAAAUGUAGAUCAGUGUUUAAAAAAAAACUCAAACUGAUGUUUGUUUUGUUUACAAAAGAAAUGCGACAAAAUCAAAUGAACAGAACAACAUCAUCAAAGUGUCAGAUCUGUUUUAGAUCUUUGUGUCACUCUUCAAUUCCUGCAUCAAUGUUAUGUUCAACUAAACAGGUUUCACACAGUAAGU
Cynoglossus semilaevis (tongue sole) is the source of this 1252-nucleotide messenger RNA. It is a transcript of the gene hdip1, whose product is annotated as chromosome 5 C16orf87 homolog. Bases 283 to 762 code for a protein of 159 amino acids. The record is from RefSeq and is a predicted model, not a curated record. NCBI's taxonomy places the organism in Eukaryota, Metazoa, Chordata, Actinopteri, Pleuronectiformes, Cynoglossidae. The transcript is spliced from 4 exons.